Dictyostelium purpureum is the source of this 789-nucleotide messenger RNA. RefSeq lists its product as uncharacterized. NCBI's taxonomy places the organism in Eukaryota, Evosea, Eumycetozoa, Dictyosteliales, Dictyosteliaceae. The record is from RefSeq and is a predicted model, not a curated record. The transcript has 3 exons. Gene Ontology annotation, biological process: UDP-galactose transmembrane transport. Gene Ontology annotation, molecular function: UDP-glucose transmembrane transporter activity; UDP-galactose transmembrane transporter activity. The coding region runs from base 1 to 789 and encodes 262 amino acids. Gene Ontology annotation, cellular component: endoplasmic reticulum membrane; Golgi membrane.
AUGCUUUCAGCUUGGAUUGUUUGUGUGUUUAAUGGAGAACCAAGAGAUCAAGCACCAUUCAGAAAAUAUGGUUUUGUUUCAGUUCUUUUAGUUAUUUCAACAUUUUUAAGUAACCAAUCUAUUCGUUAUAUUAGUUACCCAACCCAAGUUUUAGCAAAAUCAUGUAAACCAAUUCCAGUUAUUUUUAUGGGUUUAAUCUUAUUCAAAAGAAAAUAUCCACCUUUAAAAUAUGUUGUUGUUUUUUUAAUUUCACUUGGUAUUUCAUUGUUUAUGUUAGUAGGAUCUUCAAACAAAAAAAAUAUUUUAAAUGAAGGAUCAAACCAUGUUUUUGGUAAUUUUAUUUUAUUCGUUUCAUUAAUGAUGGAUGGUAUAAUGGGACCAUUUCAAGAUAAUUUAGUAAAGGUUUAUAAACCAUCUGCAACUAGAAUGAUGUUAAAUACAAAUAUUUGGAAUUUAUUUUUAUUCACAACAAUUGCAAUCGCCAGAGGUGAACUCAUUCCAGCAAUCCAAUUUAUUAUCGAACAACCUGAAAUUAUUCUCUUAAUUUUAGCCUUUUGUAUUACUAGCGCUCUUGGUCAACAAUUUAUUUUCUUAACAACAAAUAAAUUUGGUUCAUUAAAUUGUAGUACCAUUACAACAACCAGAAAGUUCUUUUCUAUUCUAGUUUCAAUUAUUUGCUUUGGCCACUCUUUAAAUAAUUUACAAUGGAGCUCAAUCGGUAUGGUAUUCAGCGGCUUGGCAUUAGACUUAUAUAUGAGCUAUUCAAAACCAAAAACAAAAACAAAAUAA